UGGCCGCCAUGAAGAAGGAGGUGUGCUCCGUGGCCUUCCUCAAGGCCGUGUUCGCCGAGUUCCUGGCCACCCUCAUCUUCGUCUUCUUUGGCCUGGGCUCGGCCCUCAAGUGGCCGUCGGCGCUGCCCACCAUUCUGCAGAUCUCGCUGGCCUUUGGCCUGGCCAUAGGCACCCUGGCGCAGGCCCUGGGGCCUGUGAGCGGCGGCCACAUCAACCCCGCCAUCACCCUGGCCCUCUUAGUGGGCAACCAGAUCUCGCUGCUCCGGGCUGUCUUCUACGUGGUGGCCCAGCUGGUGGGUGCCAUUGCCGGGGCCGGCAUCCUCUAUGGGUUGGCGCCGCUCAAUGCCCGGGGCAACCUGGCCGUCAACGCGCUCAACAACAACACAACCCAGGGCCAGGCCAUGGUGGUGGAGCUGAUUCUGACCUUCCAGCUGGCACUCUGCAUCUUCUCCUCUACUGACUCCCGACGCACCAGCCCUGUGGGCUCCCCAGCUCUGUCCAUUGGCCUGUCUGUCACGCUGGGCCACCUUGUGGGGAUCUACUUCACCGGCUGUUCCAUGAACCCAGCCCGCUCUUUCGGCCCCGCAGUGGUCAUGAAGCGGUUUAGCCCCGCACACUGGGUAUUCUGGGUGGGGCCCAUCGUGGGAGCUGUCCUGGCUGCCAUCCUCUACUUCUACCUACUCUUCCCCAACUCCCUGAGCCUGAGUGAGCGUGUGGCCGUCUUCAAAGGCACAUAUGAGCCUGAGGAGGACUGGGAGGAGCAGCGGGAGGAGCGGAAGAAGACCAUGGAGCUGACUGCCCGCUGAUCAGUGUCAGGCAGGGGCCGGCCCCUCAAUCCCUGAACUGCAGGGGGAAAAAAUAUGACGGCAGAGCUUCCUUCCCUUCUCCCACAGCUGGUCCUCUUGGCUGGAGAGGAGGUGCUGGCUUCCUAGGCUGCAUGGUUAGAGAUGAGAGCAGGAACCCAUGACGGGACUCCUGGGGUGGGGGCCAGGGGCUAUGGUCUUGUGGGGAGGGUAUCUUUCUGGGUCAGACCUUAGACAUUAUGAGAUUAUGAACACAGUGCCAAGCUUGCAGGGUGCCCCAGAGCCAGGCCAGAAAGGAGUGGCCUGAGUCUGCAUUACCCACCCUCCCCAGCCCCUGCUCCAGAGCCAGAGGGAUCCUAGCCCCUAGGUGGGCAGAGGCAGACCCUUCCCUGAGAUCGUCAGAAGGGAAACAGGCAGGUUCAUCGAAUGCCACCUUAUUUAUUUCUGGUCAAGGAUGCCUGGGGUGGGGCUGCUGGUGUUUGGGCUAGGGGUUUCCUAAUAAAACACUGAUAUUCAUGGUCUGCCUCCA
Molecule: messenger RNA, 1332 nt
Organism: Galeopterus variegatus (Sunda flying lemur)
Lineage: Eukaryota; Metazoa; Chordata; Mammalia; Dermoptera; Cynocephalidae
Gene: AQP5
Product: aquaporin 5
Exons: 4
Coding region: 9-806 (265 amino acids)
Biological process (GO): transmembrane transport
Cellular component (GO): plasma membrane; apical plasma membrane
Molecular function (GO): water channel activity
Source: RefSeq, a predicted model, not a curated record